Molecule: messenger RNA, 777 nt
Organism: Sparassis crispa
Lineage: Eukaryota; Fungi; Basidiomycota; Agaricomycetes; Polyporales; Sparassidaceae
Exons: 5
Coding region: 1-777 (258 amino acids)
Cellular component (GO): intracellular anatomical structure
Molecular function (GO): oxidoreductase activity, acting on NAD(P)H, oxygen as acceptor
Source: RefSeq, a predicted model, not a curated record
AUGUCGCGUACACCUGUGGUCUUCCUCACUGGAGCGUCCAAAGGGAUAGGACUCGCAAUCACCAAGAUUUUGCUCGAGGAAUUUCAGGCAAACGUUGCUACUCUCCAGCGAUCCGAGACUCCCGAACUCCUGGAGCUCGCCAAGACAUACAACCAUUCGCUUCUGAUCUUUCAGGGCAGCGUAAUAGACGCAUCUGCUGUGUCCAAUGCAGUUGAUCUCACAUUGAAGAGGUUCAGCCAUCUGGAUGGGCUCAUUCUCAAUGCGGGAACUUUGACCCCCAUGGGGAAGAUUUCUGACCCUUCAAUCCCCUUGGACGGAUGGAAGGAAUUGUUUGACGUCAAUUUCUUCUCCCUGGUAACCACUCUCCGAGUCACACUGCCUGUGUUGCGCAAGAGUGAGUUAGGAGGUAGAGUGGUCUUCGUAAGCUCUAGUGCUGCGACUGGCAACGUGGCUGGCUGGGGUCCGUAUAACACGAGCAAGGCGGCGAUGAACAGUUUAUGCAGGACUCUUGCACAGGAAGAGCCAGACGUCGUUUGCGUUGCACUUCGACCAGGUGCGGUCGAUACAGAAAUGCAAGCAGUCGUGAGAGGGCAGGGCGAAGCCCACAUGAAGGAAGAUGAUUACAAAAAAUUCAUUGAUCGUCACGCUGAGAAUACGUUGGUGAAACCCGAAGAAUCUGGAUAUGUCGCUGCUGCGCUGUCGCUCGGGGCACCUCAGUCUCUCAGUGGUCAGUUCGUCAGCUGGGAUUCGGAGGUGUGCGCGCAGUUUUUCAAGUAG